Trichoderma reesei QM6a is the source of this 1272-nucleotide messenger RNA. RefSeq lists its product as uncharacterized. NCBI's taxonomy places the organism in Eukaryota, Fungi, Ascomycota, Sordariomycetes, Hypocreales, Hypocreaceae. The coding region runs from base 1 to 1272 and encodes 423 amino acids. Gene Ontology annotation, biological process: glycolipid biosynthetic process. The record is from RefSeq and is a predicted model, not a curated record. Gene Ontology annotation, cellular component: plasma membrane; mitochondrion; lipid droplet. The transcript is spliced from 5 exons.
AUGCCGUUCAAGCAGCACAAUCGCCAGUAUGACUUGGUCGUCUUUGGAGCCACUGGUUACACCGGCCGAUUGGCAGCCGAGUACAUCACCGCCAACUUCCCGGUCAAUACGAGGUGGGCAAUUGCAGGUCGCUCCGAGUCGAAGCUCCAUGCCCUUGCUGAAGACUGCAAGAAGCUGAAUCCGGACCGGAAUCCGCCAGCAAUUGAAACGGCGGGCGUGGACAGCCAUCAACAACUGAGCGCGUUGGUGAACAAGACAUUCGUCUUGAUAACAACCGUCGGCCCAUAUAGCGCUCAUGGAGAGCAUGCAGUCAAGGCAUGCGCCGAAGCCGGCACACACUACUUUGACAUUACCGGCGAGAGUCCCUGGACGUACAAGAUGAUUAAAAAGUACGAAAAGGUCGCCAAAAGGAGCGGCGCUAUUCUUAUUCCCCAGAUCGGCCUGGAGUCUGCUCCGGCAGAUCUCUGCACUUGGGCUUUGGCCACCACGCUUCGAAAGCAGAUGGGUGUCAAGACAAAGGAUGUCACCAUCUCGAUUCACAACAUACGAGCAGCUCCAUCUGGAGGCACCGUUUCUACUCUCCUCACACUUUUCGACUACUUCACCGUGAGCGAGCUGGCUGAGUCUGGAAAGCCCUUUGCACACUCACCUGUGCCUCACCCGAACGAGCCAAAAAGACAUCGCCGCUCUAUCUGGCAAAAGGUCUUUGGCGUUUACCAUGUACCUAAUCUGGGGACCGUUACCACUGCCUUUACCAAUCCGGCCGACCAGGCAGUAGUAGAACGCUCAUGGGGGCUCUUGUCGCAAAUUCCAAGUCGCAAGGACGAAUUCUACGGGCCAAACUUUCACUGGGCAGAAUGCCACAGGGCUCGCAAUUGGUUGCAUGGAGUAAUUAUCCAUUUAGCAAUCGUCAUUGGUGUGUUGCUGGUUGCUACAGGGCCGCCAGUCAGGGCGGUUCUUCGCAGAAUCGUUCCAGAACCAGGCACAGGGCCAUCGAGGGAUGAAAUGGAGAAGGAGGAGGUUGAGUGGCGUGGCAUAGCGAACCCUGACACGGAGACGCCAACUAAUAAGCAGGCCUGUUGUCGAGCUUGGUACAACGGUAGCAUGUAUGCUUUAACGGCCAUGCUUUGCUGCGAGGGUGCCCGAACGGUGUUGGAAGAUGACCUCGGGCUAGAAGGAGGCUUCUAUACGCCGUGCUGCCUUGGGCAAGGCCUGAUUGAUCGGGCUCGUGAUGGCGGGUUCAAGAUGGAGACGCGAAUCCAGGACAAAUGA